AAGGGAGCCGGAACGUUGAGACCGGAAUGAUCGUUUCCGUCCGGAGUUACAGGAAGAACGGACCACAAGCGUGUUGUGUACACUGGAAACGUCCAUGCUGAAUUAUCUGAUAUUAUCGAUUCCAAUUUUCCUUCACGAUAGACGUGAACAAUCGGAGUAAACUGAUCAGACCAGAAGAAUAUUUUUUUACCUUAGUGGACCGCAUCAUAAAGUGCGUCACUUACAGUUUUUCGUAUUUCAUAGGAGGAUAUCAACAAAAAUCUGCUCUUCAACUGACUGUACCUACCAGACACCAUGGGGCUCAAGCGCCAGAAACAAGCCAAGAAAACUAUAAGUUUCUACAAAUUCAACUUCAGCUUCAGGGAAUCAUUUCAGAUUCUCAUCGAUGGGACUUUCUGUCAGGCUGCUCUGAAAAACAAGAUCCAGAUCAAAGAGCAAAUGCCAAAGUACCUGAUGGGGGAGGUUCAGCUCUGCACUACAAACUGUGCCUUAAAAGAACUGGAGACUCUGGGUAAAGAGCUGUAUGGAGCCAAACUCAUCCUGCAGAGGUUUCAGUCAAGGAGAUGUGCACACUUGAAGAACCCUGUCUCUGCCUCGGAGUGUCUGCUGUCCAUGCUGGGGGAAACAAAUCCACACCAUUACUUUGUUGCCACACAGGACCACACAGUGACUGCAGGCCUGAAGAAGAUCCCCGGCGUCCCUCUGCUCUACAUCAUCCUCAACACCAUAGUGCUGGACAAACCCUCCCAGACCUCCCUUGACCACGUCCAAGCCGUUCAGCUGGGAGAGCUGGUGAGCCCGGCCCAGCAGCAAAGCAUCCGCAGCCUGAAGGAGGAGCAGGGCAUUGAUGCUCGGAAGGACGGAGAGAGAAGGAAGAGGAAGAGGAAGCAGAAGAAUCCUAACCCUCUGAGCUGUUUGAAGAAAAAGAAGAAAGGGGGACCGACACCACCGCUGAAGAAGACGGCGGAGGGAGAGAAGAGGAAGAGAAGUCGGCACAAGAAGCAGAAGAUGGAGGGAGGAGACAAUGAAGCGGCUCCUGCAGUCACUAACACAUAGAAGAGCAGGAAGACAGAGACUUAAGCCAUUUUCUUCUUGUGUAACUACUCCUUUAAGAUAUUUCUAACCCCCACCCUGAAUGAUUAAUACCGUGCAGUUAAUUCUGACCAAUGUAAAUGCAUAAAUGAAAGCAAAUUUUCUUUACAAAGAGGCCUCUUAAAAACACUGAGCAUGGUAUUUAUUUUCAAAAACUUUGCAACAGUUUCCAGGACUUACAGGCAUGUGAUCGAGAACAUUUACCUUUGUACAAAAUAAAGACAGUUUACAGGCACAUGGUUUGAAUAUAAGAUGCACUCAGACAGAAUGAUAGUCAGUUUAUACAGAAGCUGAUUUCAAAACAAUGCAUUCAGUUGUCUUUGCAGAAGCACGAGGAAGAGGUUAGGUCACAAUGAUAUAUGGGAGUCUGCUUGUUUUUGUUUGUUGCGAUUGUUUUGAUUUUUUAUUCAUCAACCUGUGAUAUCUCUUCUACUAUGAGUCCAAACAACAACAUUUAUACACAAUAUCUCCACUCAGACUUCUCUUAAUCUGGUCAUCAAGUCACUCAGGGUAUAAAUAUGAAAAACAGUUAAAUCUCUUGUUGACACAUGAUAUCAAUAAAUAAGUAUCUUCAUGAUCUA
This is a messenger RNA of Notolabrus celidotus (New Zealand spotty), 1673 nucleotides long. RefSeq names its product UTP23 small subunit processome component (gene utp23). Lineage: Eukaryota; Metazoa; Chordata; Actinopteri; Labriformes; Labridae. The transcript is spliced from 3 exons. Gene Ontology annotation, molecular function: small ribosomal subunit rRNA binding. Gene Ontology annotation, cellular component: small-subunit processome; nucleolus. The record is from RefSeq and is a predicted model, not a curated record. Bases 295 to 1056 code for a protein of 253 amino acids.